AUGGUCUUCCUCCCAUCAGUCGUCACCCACUCAUCAAACUCUCUGGUAGUAGCUAGGAGACGGGCCCUCGAGCUAUAUCGAGAAUGGAUACGUGCGGUCCCUGAUGUAGUCGAAUUCUACCAGCUUGACCUGCCUCAACCCGUCAUCCGCAACCGCAUCCGUGCUGAAUUUGAAAAGCAUCGAUUUGUACGAGACCCAUCAACCAUUGAUAUACUGCUCUUCAAGGGGAGAACAGAACUAGAAGAAACUAUGAAUAUGUGGAAGCAAAAGACUCAUGUAUUGAGAUUCUUUGAUGGCACUGAAAAGAACUCGGAUAGGAAGCCUGUUGGGUAUCUGGAGAAAUUCUAUGCUAGGCAAUAG
Synchytrium microbalum is the source of this 360-nucleotide messenger RNA. RefSeq lists its product as uncharacterized. Gene Ontology annotation, biological process: response to oxidative stress. Lineage: Eukaryota; Fungi; Chytridiomycota; Chytridiomycetes; Synchytriales; Synchytriaceae. The transcript has 2 exons. Bases 1 to 360 code for a protein of 119 amino acids. The record is from RefSeq and is a predicted model, not a curated record.